GAAACGUUUUUCAAAUGUUUGCCCUCCCCGCUAAGUGCGCAGGCUCCUGGAAAGUUGUCUUCACUUCCGGGCCGCGGUCUAGUGCGACUACGUGUGUUGCCAUAGCGACCGUUUUGCGUUAACUGGUUGGUAGCUUCUAUCCUGGGGGCUGAGCGACUGCGGGCCAGCUCUUCCCCUACUCCCUCUCGGCUCCUUGUGGCCCAAAGGCCUAACCGGGGUCCGGCGGUCUGGCCUAGGGAUCUUCCCCGUUGCCCCUUUGGGGCGGGAUGGCUGCGGAAGAAGAAGACGAGGUGGAGUGGGUAGUGGAGAGCAUCGCGGGGUUCCUGCGAGGCCCAGACUGGUCCAUCCCCAUCUUGGACUUUGUGGAACAGAAAUGUGAAGUUUUUGAUGAUGAAGAAGAAAGCAAAUUGACCUAUACAGAGAUUCAUCAGGAAUACAAAGAACUAGUUGAAAAGCUGUUAGAAGGUUACCUCAAAGAAAUUGGAAUUAAUGAAGAUCAAUUUCAAGAAGCAUGCACUUCUCCUCUUGCAAAGACCCAUACAUCACAGGCCAUUUUGCAACCUGUGUUGGCAGCAGAAGAUUUUACUAUCUUUAAAGCAAUGAUGGUCCAGAAAAACAUUGAAAUGCAGCUGCAAGCCAUUCGAAUAAUUCAAGAGAGAAAUGGUGUAUUACCUGACUGCUUAACCGAUGGCUCUGAUGUGGUCAGUGACCUUGAACACGAAGAGAUGAAAAUCCUGAGGGAAGUUCUUAGAAAAUCAAAAGAGGAAUAUGACCAGGAAGAAGAAAGGAAGAGGAAAAAACAGUUAUCAGAGGCUAAAACAGAAGAGCCCACAGUGCAUUCCAGUGAAGCUGCAAUAAUGAAUAAUUCCCAAGGGGAUGGUGAACAUUUUGCACACCCACCCUCAGAAGUUAAAAUGCAUUUUGCUAAUCAGUCAAUAGAACCUUUGGGAAGAAAAGUGGAAAGGUCUGAAACUUCCUCCCUCCCACAAAAAGGCCUGAAGAUUCCUGGCUUAGAGCAUGCUAGCAUUGAAGGACCAAUAGCAAACUUAUCAGUACUUGGAACAGAAGAACUUCGGCAACGAGAACACUAUCUCAAGCAGAAGAGAGAUAAGUUGAUGUCCAUGAGAAAGGAUAUGAGGACUAAACAGAUACAAAAUAUGGAGCAGAAAGGAAAACCCACUGGGGAGGAAGAGGAAAUGACAGAGAAACCAGAAAUGACAGCAGAGGAGAAGCAAACAUUACUAAAGAGGAGAUUGCUUGCAGAGAAACUCAAAGAAGAAGUUAUUAAUAAGUAAUAAUUAAGAACAAUUUAACAAAAUGGAAGUUCAAAUUGUCUUAAAAAUAAAUUAUUUAGUCCUUACACUGA
This is a messenger RNA of Pan troglodytes (chimpanzee), 1366 nucleotides long. It is a transcript of the gene CFAP36, whose product is annotated as cilia and flagella associated protein 36. The record is from RefSeq and is a predicted model, not a curated record. NCBI's taxonomy places the organism in Eukaryota, Metazoa, Chordata, Mammalia, Primates, Hominidae. The transcript has 10 exons. Bases 267 to 1295 code for a protein of 342 amino acids. Gene Ontology annotation, cellular component: ciliary base; axoneme.